UUUAUACUUGUAAUGCUUCCUCCCAAAUUAGACGAUCUGUAAAAGCGUGUAUGUCCAUGUCGCCCUAGAGAGAGAAGAUAAGAGAGAGAAAGGGUUCUCACGGUUCCCUGUUCUAUAUAUACCUAUAUAUCAGUAUAUAUAUAUAUAUAUAGUGAUAUUGUUCCAUUAUUGGAUCAAUAUCGAUAUCAAUGGCGGGGUCUUCUUCAAUCAUGGACUCACUGUUUCAACGCACUCUGGAGGACCUAAUUAAGGGCCUCCGCCUGCAACUGGUGGGCGAAUCGACUUUCAUCUCCAAAGGCCUAGAAGAGAUCCGGCACGAGAUCAAAUCGACUGACCCACAAACCAAGUCCAUGGCCCUCCAGAAGCUGACCUAUCUCCACUCCCUCCACGGCGUCGACAUGUCGUGGGCCGCCUUCCACGCCGUCGAGGUCACCAGCUCUGCCCGCUUCCACCACAAGAAGAUCGGAUACCUCGCCGCCUCUCAGUCCUUCCAUUCUGGCACAGAUGUCAUCCUCCUCAUCACCAACCAACUCCGCAAGGACCUCAAUGCCACCAACGAGUUAGAGGUAAGCCUCGCUCUCGAAUGUCUAUCAGUUAUAUGUACGCCCGAUUUAGCCCGAGACUUAACCCCUGAAUUAUUCACAUUACUGUCGAGUACAAAGACCCUUGUCCGAAAGAAAGCGAUCGCAACCCUUUUGAGGGUUUUUAGUAGAUAUCCAGAUGCGGUUAGGGUUUGUUUUAAGCGAUUGGUUGAGAAUUUAGAAGAAAGUGCAUCAGAUUUGCAAACAGUGUCCGCGGCAGUGGGGCUGUUCUGCGAGCUCACUGCAAAAGACCCCAAAUCCUAUCUCCCACUGGCACCCGAAUUCUAUAGGAUUUUGGUCGAUUCGAGGAAUAACUGGGUGCUGAUUAAGGUUUUGAAGAUCUUUGCUAAGUUGGCGGCACUGGAGCCUAGGCUGGCAAAGAGAAUUGUUGAACCCAUUUGCGAGCAUAUGAGGAGAACGUGUGCAAAAUCUCUCAUUUUUGAGUGUAUUCAGACUAUAGUGACUAGCUUAAGUGAGUAUGAAUCUGCAGUGAAACUUGCAGUUGUUAAGAUUCGGGAAUUGUUGGUUGAUGAUGAUCCAAAUCUUAAGUAUCUUGGGUUGCAAGCACUUUUGGUUGCUGCACCGCGGCACUUGUGGGCAGUGUUGGAGAACAAGGAGGUUGUCAUUAAGUCUUUGAGCGAUGCUGAUCCUAAUAUUAAGCUCGAGGCUUUGCGUCUUGUGAUGUCAAUAGUGUCCGAGGAUAAUGUUGCUGAAAUUUGUAGGGUUUUGGUUAAUUAUGCUCUAAAAUCAGACCCAGAGUUUUGUAAUGAGAUUCUUGGAUCCAUCCUAUCGACCUGCUCCAGGAAUGUCUAUGAGAUAAUUGUUGAUUUUGAUUGGUAUGUGUCGCUUCUUGGGGAAAUGUCGAGGAUACCACAUUGUCAGAAGGGGGAAGAGCUUGAGAACCAGCUUAUUGAUAUUGGUAUGAGAGUCAAGGAUGUUAGACCGGAGCUUGUCCAUGUUAGUCGUGAUUUACUGAUUGAUCCUGCAUUGCUUGGUAAUCCUUUCUUACACAGGAUAUUGUCUGCCGCUGCUUGGGUGUCGGGGGAGUAUGUUGAGUUUUCGAAGAAUCCAUCUGAGCUUAUGGAAGCACUGUUACAACCGCGAACUAGUCUCUUGCCACCAUUAAUAAGAGCUGUUUAUAUUCAAUCUGCGUUUAAAGUAUUGACCUUUUGUCUACAUUCUUAUCUCAUGCCAAAUGAAGCUGUUGCUUCUUCCUCCGCAUAUCCUAUUGAUCUGGAACCAGGAGUGAUUGAUUCGGUCAGUGAGAGGGAAUGUGUGGAAAGUUCUGAUUUAGCAACAUGUGAAGCUCCUGCCAAUAGUGAACGGGAUGAAGGGUUUAAUCCAAUGGCUUUUAAUGAACAAGUUGAAGAACUUUCUGCUGAUAAUGGUGGGGAUAUAAUUGUUGUUCAUGGGCAAACCUCUUCCUUAUCUGAUUUAAAGAGAGAUCGUUUGACCCAAGAAUCUAUUGUUAAUCUGUUAGAUAUUAUUGAAACUGCUUUGGGUCAGCUAACAGGAAGCCAUGAGGUGGAAAUUCAAGAGAGGGCAAGGAAUGUUCUUGGUUUGGUCGAAUUGAUACAGAAAGUAAUACGUGGUUGUGUGGUUCAGAACGGUGGGAUUUUUGAGAAGGAAGAACUGAAAGCUUGUGAAAUUAUCAAUCUGGUGAGUGGUGCCUUUUCUGAGGAGCUUGGUCCAGUUUCCAGUAGUGCUCAAGGAAGGAUACCUAUACCAGAUGGCAUAACACUUACAGAUAAUCUGAGGGAUUUGGAUACAAUUUGUGGAGAUAUGCAAUCACCUAAAUCAAGUCCAUUUUCCCUUGGAAGAUCACUAUUUGGGGAGAGGGAUGGUAACUCCAUCUUCAACCGCGAUGAUCAAGAAGAUUCAGUACCAUCAACUGAGUCCACAUCUCUACUCGCAGAACAUCGCAAGCGGCAUGGGUUAUAUUAUCUCCCUUCAGAGAAAAAGGAAAUUAUAUCCAAUGAUUACCCACUUGCUAAUGACUCUAAGUUGCGGGAUAAUGUCAAUGAUGAUACUGUAGAUCUUGUUAUGCUCGCAGAACAAUCACUUGUCCUGAAGAAAAAGCCAAACCAGACAAAGCCAAGGCCUGUGGUGGUAAAAUUGGAUGGAGAUAAAAUACCGAUUAUAGCCAAGAAGCCAGAGUUGGAAGAUGAUCUGAUCUCUGUAGCAGUGCGAGAUGUUCUUCUAGGCAAUGAAGCCAUACCCACGUCAUCACGAAGCAACCUUUCAAAUAAGUCAUCAAGCAAGAGAAGAGGAAAGGAGAUACUAAAUAUUGAUCAAGUUUCUGAAUCGAAAGAGAAUUUAAAUGUAGAGAAGUCUGAGCUUGGAAAUCAGAGUUCAAGAAGAAGCAAACACCGUCCUCAUGGUAAAGAGAGAAAACAUAGAAGUCCAGGGAAGAAUGUUGAGGAAGGAGAAGAAAACGGUGAGAAAGAUAAGCAGAAGAGCAGUCACCGUCAUGGCAGGCACAAAGCUCGACAAAGAGCGGAUGGAGGUGUGAAUGUGGCUGCACAAACACCAAUAAUCCCAGAUUUCCUUUUAUAGUGUUAAAGACGGGAAUCACCAUAUCUUAGUGGCUGCACUAAACUUGAAUGGAACUGCCCUUCUGUAAUUUUCUCUAUUUUGGACACUGAGAAUUUGGAUGAGUGGAGCUCCUGGCAGGGAGGUUUUGCAAUGUGAUCUCUUUGCCAGGUGUUGCAGGAUGUUUGGGCGGCAAUAUUCCCAUGGAAAGCAGUAUGGAGAACAAGAGUACUCAAUAAGACUUUCUUUGGACGGACAACGGCUUUGGGGAGGAUUUUAAUGGUUUAUAAUUUGAGGAAGAGACAACAAAUUGUGACCAACUGUGUUGCGCAUGCAAGAGGAAUGAAGAGCCAGUGAGUCCCCUUUCUUUGCAUUGCCGGUGGCUAGGGAAGUUUUGGUUAUGCUAUGCUUUUUGCUGUCUUUGGUGUGUAAUGGAUUUUACUGGCUUCCAUAAGGUCAACACAUACUCAAGUCUUGGAGGGGAUGUACAGUGAAAAGGUAAGUUCGAGAUGCAUGGAUGGUAGUCCUGUUUGUAUGUGAUGGGGUUUGUGGUGUAAGAGAAAUAGGAGUUCCUUCAAUGGUGUGGGAGAUACGGGUGAUAAAAGCAUUACAUUCGUUUUUUUUUUUUUUUUUUU
Molecule: messenger RNA, 3748 nt
Organism: Cornus florida
Lineage: Eukaryota; Viridiplantae; Streptophyta; Magnoliopsida; Cornales; Cornaceae
Product: AP-3 complex subunit delta
Exons: 2
Coding region: 189-3137 (982 amino acids)
Biological process (GO): protein targeting to vacuole; Golgi to vacuole transport
Cellular component (GO): AP-3 adaptor complex; membrane coat; endosome membrane
Source: RefSeq, a predicted model, not a curated record